AUAGAAUUGCGACUUCAGUGCCCUGCAAGUCCGAACGCCGUCACCAAUAUUGAAUUAUUGAUAGUGCAGUAAGCAAGGAGAAUCGUAAGAUGAGUGCUAUCUCAGCACCUAUAAUUCAGUUACUAUUUAGAAUCAGAUCCGCGCGCUCUUCACCACGCCACACUCCACAGCAGGACAAGCACGCUCUUCGUCUUAUUUAGUAGUACUUCCGAGUUCCCAUUACUACUUUACCUGUAACCCAGUCCGAAUUAGAAGCACGAUGUCUACGAGUACGAGUACAAGUACGAACAACAAACCGGUCUUGAUCGCAGGCGCCGGUCUCGCGUCCCUGCUGCUGGCGCACUCCCUGCGGCGGUCGGGGAUCCCGUUCAAGAUCUUCGAACGCGACGCCUCGUUCGUGUUCCGCGCGCAAGGCUACAGGUUGCGCCUCUCGUCGGAAGGCCUCGACGCCAUCGAAUCGGUUCUCGGCGCCGAGACCUUCCAGCGGUUCUGGGAGAAGUGCGGCAAGACGGGCGGCAGCGGCUUCGUGUCGCUCAAUGCGGUGACCGGAGAAGCGAUAGAGAAGGGAGAGGGGCUGCAGAACGCACUGGCUUCGAGAGGCGGCAGGGUCGUCGGCAUCUCCCGGGGUGAUAUGCGCAAGAUCUUCGCCGACGGCUGCGAGGAAGACAUCGAAUGGGCCAGGGAGGUGACGGGCUACGAGCUCACCGACGAUGGCGUGAGGGUGGUCUUUGCCGACGGCACCAAGUCGGUCGAGGGCUCGCUGCUCGUGGGCGGAGAGGGCAUCCGCUCCAGGGUCGCGCAGCAGCUGUCGGGCGGCAAGCUCAAGGUGUACGACACGGGCGCGCGGGGCAUCCACGGCCAGGCGCCGCGCACGGCCUUCCGCGGCCUGGGCGAGGGCGUCUUCAUGCUGCGGGACGACACGCGCGCCAACGGCGCCGUCAGCGUCAUCACCAACGUCCGCCCGGACGACGAGACGGACGACCCGGACGCCCAGUUCGGCUGGACCAUGGUGGGCCAGCCGGGCGUGAUCCGGCCUCCGAACGAGGACUACACCGUCGUGGGCAAGCAGGCGGCCGAGAUGGCCCGGUCGCUCACCCGCAACUGGUACCCGCGCUUCCAGCCGCUCUUCGACCGCAUGAACGAGGCGGAGGCGGCCUUCUGGAAGAUCACCUGCUCGACGCCGUCGGGCGUGCCCGAGUGGCCCAACGAGCCCCGUGUGACCGUCAUCGGCGAUGCCGUGCAUUCCAUGACGCCCGCCGGAGGUCUCGGGGCCAACACCGCUGUCCGCGACUCGGCAUUGCUGGGGAGGCUGUUGCGGGAAGCAGGCGGUUACAAGCCCGGCGUCACGGCCGCCUACGAGAAGGAGAUGAGGGUGUAUGCCAGCGCGGCUGUGCACCAGAGCUACUCCACGGCCGUGCGCCAGAUGGGUGUCAAGAUCGAUGCUGACACUCGUACAGUUGAUGCGUAGAUGCGGAGGAAUUGGAUAUCAGGCUUGGUGAACGAAGUACAAAUGCGAAGCAUAUUAACGUGGAACUCGGGAAGUACACGCGAAUGACGAGGCUAGAUGUGGAAGGUCCAAUUGCGCGAUGAACUGCCAAGGAAACUACCACCUAGAAACAAACCCGGUUACCGAUCGCGGGUAAUUUAUCCGCGCCAUCUGGAUG
This is a messenger RNA of Chaetomium strumarium, 1664 nucleotides long. RefSeq lists its product as uncharacterized. Gene Ontology annotation, molecular function: FAD binding. The transcript has a single exon. The record is from RefSeq and is a predicted model, not a curated record. NCBI's taxonomy places the organism in Eukaryota, Fungi, Ascomycota, Sordariomycetes, Sordariales, Chaetomiaceae. The coding region runs from base 260 to 1468 and encodes 402 amino acids.